Molecule: messenger RNA, 1242 nt
Organism: Setaria italica (foxtail millet)
Lineage: Eukaryota; Viridiplantae; Streptophyta; Magnoliopsida; Poales; Poaceae
Product: golgin subfamily A member 5
Exons: 6
Coding region: 52-1092 (346 amino acids)
Source: RefSeq, a predicted model, not a curated record
UGCAGAGGACUGCCAAACGUGCUCAUGUUCAGAUCCUGACAAGAGGCCUCCAUGGCGGGCAUCCUGGCAUGGGCAGCCGACGUGGUCGGCGGCGCCGGCGCCAGCGACGAUGAGGCCGACGGCGCGCGCGCCGCAGCCUCGGCCGCGAUGACCCCGGAGCAGCGGCUCCGCGCCGCCGACCUUGACGCGAGGGCGGCAUCGAUGCGGCGCGCGAUCCAGGAUCUGCGCCUCCGGGUGCCCCCGCCGCACGUCGCGCAGCGGCUGCCGCACCUCCACGCGCACUCACUCGCCUCCUCCGCGGCCCUCGCCCUCCAGCUCAACGCGCACUCCUCCACCAAGGAGCAGGCCCAGCAGAGAGAAAUAACUCUCCAAGAAGAAAAUGCAGCCUAUGAGAAAGCUCUAUCAGACUGUAGGCAGAAAAUUCAGGAAAGGCAGAUGGAGAUCAGUCAGCUUCAAAGUAAUUUGAAGGAAAUGGAAGUAGCGGAGCAUAAUUUAAAGGCACAGCUUGAAGAUGCUCUGAAGGAGCAAGAGGCUACUCAGCAUAAAGUAUCAACUACAGCUUCUGAAACAACUGAAAAUGCUCUACUGGAAGCUGAAUCAUCGCUCAAUCUUAAGUCUAAAGACUUGGAGGAGAAGAAAAGAGAGUUGGAACUAUUGAAUAACAAGGUGCAAACAAUAGAGAAAGAGUGGUCUGUGGUUGAAGAAGAAUCUUUAAAGAAUCCCACUCCUGAGCAAAGGGAGAAGGUCCUGGAGAGACAACUACACAGCCUAAUUGAGCAGUUGACGUCCAAGCAAGCUCAAGCAGAAAUCCUAAUCACGGAUGUACGUGCCAAAGAAAAGGAGCUGGAACGGCUGAACCAUUUGCAUAGAAAUCUUCACAGCAGUGCCAAUGAAACAAGCGCACCACGGAACCGAUUCAGCAGAGGUCUUUUGAGUGCCCCUGAAGAUUAUUAUGGUGCCAAAGCGGGUCGGAGACUGUAUCAACCUGACCUUAGAACAGAAGGCCAGAAACGGAUGAUGGUUCUUAGGUCCGCAAUUGUACUGUAUGUUUUGCUGCUUCAUAUCGUCGUUUUCAUAAAGAUAUCAGUUUGAAAGCUGUUACAUUUGGUAGGGAAGAAAAUACUUUUUAACUGUACCAAACAUGCAAAUAUUUGCCAUGUAAAUAAUAUGUGUAAUUUGUAGAAGAAUAAUGUUUCUGUAGAAAUUUAUUUAUGGGAAAGUCGGCUAUGUAGCAUCGAAAGG